Molecule: messenger RNA, 1008 nt
Organism: Arctia plantaginis
Lineage: Eukaryota; Metazoa; Arthropoda; Insecta; Lepidoptera; Erebidae
Source: the annotation of a GenBank genome assembly
AUGAUGACUAUGGACAUCGGGAUGUACAACAACCAACAGAACGGUUAUGGCGCUCCCGAAUAUUACCAGCAGGGUGCCGGGUACCAGCCUCCUUACGAAGGCUACCACGAAUACUACGAACCAGCAUCUAACUACUACGAACCUCUCCUCCACGGGCAGACGACUCACGAGCAUCCGACCACUCCAGUGAUCAGUACAGACACAGGUCUAUGUUAUACAAAUUUGGAUUACGGAGACCUGCAACCAAAUUAUCCCAUACACACCUUGCCGACGCAUGCAGAGGCAUUUAAACACCGGGAGGAAGUUCCUCGGCACGAAGACAUGCAUAUGCAUGAUCAUAAAAUUGAUAAUCACUAUCUGGAGACGAAAUACAACAUGCAUUUCGUGGAUGAGACGACCAUGCAGUACAAUCAAGGGUCCCCGUUGCCGUGUACGGAAUUCGAGCAUUAUCAGCCGAAGGACGAGUUCGCUGGGCUCCGGGACCCGUUCCCGCGGGAGGGAGACUGCGUGGGGCCCCACGGUCACCUGCAGGGGCAUCAAGCUCAUGCGUCACAUGCAGCUGUUCCGACAUAUAAGUGGAUGCAAGUGAAGAGAAACGUUCCUAAGCCUAGCGCACCAAAACUAAUGAUCCCACCCGCCGAAUACGUCACCCAAGGCGGUAUCAGCAGCCCUCAGGAAGGCAUGCGCACACCCACAGGCACGCAGAUGAUGGCCAACCCCCUUUUAAGCAUCAACAACACCGGCCGGACAAACUUCACCAACAAACAACUCACGGAACUAGAAAAAGAGUUCCACUUUAACAAAUACCUAACACGAGCGAGAAGGAUAGAGAUAGCAUCCGCACUUCAACUCAACGAAACACAAGUCAAAAUCUGGUUUCAGAACCGACGGAUGAAACAAAAGAAACGAAUCAAAGAGGGUCUGAUUGUCGCCCCAGAAGUACCUACUACUACUACGUCACAAAGCAGUGCUGUCGGUUCUAGUGAGAACAGUCGCGAGUCCAGCUAA